Messenger RNA from Penicillium diatomitis, 999 nucleotides. RefSeq lists its product as uncharacterized. NCBI's taxonomy places the organism in Eukaryota, Fungi, Ascomycota, Eurotiomycetes, Eurotiales, Aspergillaceae. The transcript is spliced from 2 exons. The record is from RefSeq and is a predicted model, not a curated record. The coding region runs from base 1 to 999 and encodes 332 amino acids.
AUGGAUAAGCCGAUGGCAAGAUCCACGGGGUUUGACGCAUCUCGGGAAGCGAAACAGCCAUUUCCACCACUCCUGGACGAAUUGACCUCGCCAGAGGAGCCUCAGGAGAGCUUCGCCGAAGAUGAGAGUCUAGCUUCGCCAGGAUGUGAAGAGAUUGAAGUGGAAGACGAUGCGGACUUUCAGUCGCACUAUUCACUCGAACCACAGUCGCUGUCGGAAUCAGACUCGGACGAUUCAGUUGACAAGUUCGGAAUGCACCAUCCGUUCAGGCAGUCAACGGGCUCGCUUCAUGGUCCUAAUGCCUUUGCGCCCCCGUUCUAUAACCGACCGCCGACUCCUCUGCCACCGUCCCCUUCUCUGACAUCCCUGCUGCGACCGCCAUUCUCGACGACCACUUCUCGUCCGAGUACCCCUGAUAGCUCUGAUGUAGAGACGCCGAACGACACAGAGGCAGCGGUGGCCAAGUCCGCGCGGCGCGCGACUACGGUCCCUCGUGCGAGCCCAAAGGUGCCAACGUAUGAAUACUACGGCUUUGUGCUGUAUUUGGCGUCCUCGCUCGCGUUUUUAAUAUACCUGCUGUGGUCCUACCUGCCUUCUCCCUUCCUCCAUCAGCUUGGCAUUUACUACUACCCUAACCGGUGGUGGUCCUUGGCCAUUCCAUCCUGGCUUGUGAUGUGCUUAGUCUAUAUCUAUGUCGCACUUGCCUCCUACAACACCGGCUACCUGACUCUACCCAUGCACAGCAUCGAGAACAUCGUCGAUGAGGUGGCCAAUGUUGCGGUCAUUGAUGGGAAAGCGAGGCGUCGGCCCGGAGGCUCUACCAAAAUGAAGCCUGGGGCGACCUCAUACCAAAUUAUGGGUCCUCAGAACCGGAAGGUCAACUGGCGAGAAAUUUGGAGUGAAGGCACGGACGCGGUCAUGGAUAUACCUGUCGGCGGUGUUUGUGAGGUACUCUAUGGCCAGGAACGGGACGAUGAUGCAGGAUCCUCAACCAGUUGA